Molecule: messenger RNA, 1419 nt
Organism: Kwoniella shivajii
Lineage: Eukaryota; Fungi; Basidiomycota; Tremellomycetes; Tremellales; Cryptococcaceae
Exons: 5
Coding region: 1-1419 (472 amino acids)
Biological process (GO): regulation of cyclin-dependent protein serine/threonine kinase activity; regulation of transcription by RNA polymerase II
Cellular component (GO): transcription factor TFIIK complex; nucleus
Molecular function (GO): cyclin-dependent protein serine/threonine kinase regulator activity
Source: RefSeq, a predicted model, not a curated record
AUGACUCUCACAAUUGAUACUCAGCCUGAAGCUGGACCGUCAUCAUCAUCCUCACCAUCUUCUUUGGCACCCGGUCCAUCUCCAUAUCAUGAAUCAUCCCAAUUCCGACAUUGGCGGUACUCCCCUUCGUCUCUCAAAACUAUCAGAGAAGAGCUGAAUGCCAAAUCUGUGGAAGUCGUAGCGAAGAAUACGGAAAUGGAAAAAGAAGCUCAAAUAUCAUUAGGACAUUCAUACACCGAUCCACCAUCACCAACAGCUUAUCUGACUGUAUCGGAUGAACUUUUGUUACUUCGCUUUUACUGUUCACAAAUAUCAAAGAUAUGUAGACAUGGAUUUGGUUUGCCUGAAGUUGUAGAAUCUACUGCUAUAAGCUACCUGAAGAGGUUCUAUCUGAAAAAUAGUGUUAUGGAAUGGCAUCCUAAAAACAUUAUGCCGACAUGCUUAUUCUUAGCUGCCAAAACGACGAAUUACCCCGUGUUGAUCGAUCAAUUCAUAUCUAAAUUCUCAAAAUUAUCUCCCGACGAUAUACUAGAUACAGAGUUCCUAGUCGCUCAAUCCCUAGGAUUCGAAUUUUGGGUUCGGGGCGCAGAAAAGUCUUUGAGAGGUUGGAGUUUGGAUUUACAAAAUCAACCUAAUCCACCAUUGGAUGUGAUUCAAAAAUCAUUAAAUGAAGCUUUGGGGUAUCAUUCAACCUCCUUAUUCACUGAUUCGGAAUUCAUCUAUACACCUUCACAAAUUGGUCUGGCAUGCUGGCAUUUAUCUAACAAAACCCUGAUAGAAGAUUUCCUAGAUUAUCGGUAUUCAUCUUUCGUUCCAUCGAAUGAUCCGAGCGACGAAGCUCGGGAAAGAGGAAGUGGCGCACAAAACGACGGAGAAGGAGACGAGGAUGUCAGAGUAGAUGGCGAAGAGAAAGAUCACCUGAGAACAUUGCCGUAUGGGUUGGAGAAAGAAAGAUUAUUGGCCAUUCUGGAAGAGAUCGAAACGUUGGUUUCGCACGGUAAGGAAGAAAUCGAUUUGAAAAAGGUCAAGACAAUCGACAAAAGACUAAAGAGUUGUACCAAUCCCGAAAAGAUACCUGGAACAGCUUUAUACGUGAAACGCAAAAGGGAGAAGGAUACAGCUGAGGCAGCAUCAAAAGCAGCCAAGACCGCCAAAGCUUCUGCCGCAGCUGCAGAUCGGGAAUCUGUAUUUGGGGAAGUCAUCUCUGUGUCUUCCAAGUCACCUGCUUUGGGAGAAAGAAAACCCCUCUCUCCCAGAGUAACGUUAAAUGGCGUUACUGUCACGGCUGGGAUAACCCAGCCUGGAGGGGCUGAAGUAGCUCUGGAAGAUGAAGGAAUGGGCGUCAAGGAUGAAAAUGGUAUUGUCAUGGGCGGAAAAGGUCUUAUAGAUGUCGGUCUACCGUUGUCGAAAGACAUAUGA